CACAACCACUAAAGAUUUGCUUCUUUCUAACCUCACAGUACCCACGCGAAAAAGAUGGGCAUCCAACAUGUGAUGGUUUUGCCAUUUCCUGCUCAAGGCCAUGUGAAUCCCCUAAUGAGCUUCUCUAAGAGACUAGCUCAACAUGGCUUCAAAGUCACCUUUGUGAACACAGAUUUCAUCCACAAGAGGGUGGUGAGUGCAACAAAUGAGGAGGUGAACCUCCAGGAGUCACCAGUGAAACUAAUCUCAGUGCCUGAUGGCCUAGGCCCUCAACAUGACAGAAAUGACCUUGCUAGUUUGGUUUUGGCAAUCUUGAGAACCAUGCCUUCAGCCAUUGAAAACCUCAUAAGGGAUAUGAAUGGAGGUAGUGACAAAAUCACUGCCAUAGUUGCUGAUCUCAACAUGGCAUGGGCCAUGGACGUUGCAGAUAAGUUGGGACUCAAAGCUGCUGUCUUCUGCCCUUCUUCAGCAGCUGUUUUUGCCUUGCAAAACGACAUUCCUAAGCUCAUUCAAGAUGGAGUAUUGGAUAAUACUGGAUUCCCAAUUAUAAAAGGGGAAUUUCAACUAUCCCCAGCAAUGCCAAUCAUGAACUCAGCUGACAUUCCAUGGUGCUGCAUAGGCGACACAACCGUGCAGAAGACCAUAUAUGACUACAUUGCAAAAUUUAUGGACUAUGUACACUUGACAGAUUGGUGGCUUUGCAACACCACUAGUGAACUUGAACAUGGGGCACUAUCUUUAUCUCCAAAGAUCCUUCCAGUUGGUCCAGUUCUCAUGGAGAGUCGUAAUGAGUUUAGAUCAGUGGGACAAUUCUGGGAAGAAGACCUCUCUUGCUUGAAAUGGCUUGAUCAACAACCACCUUCUUCGGUCAUAUACAUUGCCUUUGGUAGCUUCACAAUUUUUGACUCUAUUCAACUCAAGGAACUAGCACUUGGACUUGACCUCACAAACAAGCCUUUUCUUUGGGUUGUGCGUGAGGAUGCUAGUGGCAGCACAAAAAUCACAUACCCUGAUGAAUUCAGAGGCACUCGUGGCAAAAUUGUAAAAUGGGCACCUCAGCAAAAGGUGUUAGGCCACCCUGCUAUAGCUUGUUUUGUUAGCCACUGUGGUUGGAACUCUACUAUGGAAGGUGUGGCCAAUGGGGUACCCUUCUUGUGUUGGCCUUAUUUUGCUGACCAGCUAUUUGACAAGGCUUAUAUUUGUGAUGUGUGGAAGGUGGGGUUGGGGUUUGACACUGAUGAUAAAGGGGUGAUAUCACGUUGGGAGAUAAAGAAGAAAGUGGACCAACUCUUUGGAGAUCAGAACAUGAGGAGAAGGUCUCAAAAACUGAAGGAGAUGGUGGUGCGUAACAUGGCAGCAGGAGGAAAAUCUUAUGAGAAUUUAACCAAGUUUGUGGAGUGGCUCCGAAAGUGAAAAUGUUCUUGUUCACUUCAUAAUAAGAUAUUAGUGGCGUUCCCACGCAAUAUUGAACAUUUAAAUAAAUUAAGCUAUACAUGAUGUAAUUGUAGACAAGAUCAACCCUUCUUAUAUGGAUUUGUUCUAUGAUUUAUUUUAUUUGUG
Molecule: messenger RNA, 1560 nt
Organism: Cajanus cajan (pigeon pea)
Lineage: Eukaryota; Viridiplantae; Streptophyta; Magnoliopsida; Fabales; Fabaceae
Product: UDP-glycosyltransferase 83A1
Molecular function (GO): quercetin 7-O-glucosyltransferase activity; quercetin 3-O-glucosyltransferase activity
Source: RefSeq, a predicted model, not a curated record